Messenger RNA from Brassicogethes aeneus, 5487 nucleotides. The record is from the annotation of a GenBank genome assembly. Lineage: Eukaryota; Metazoa; Arthropoda; Insecta; Coleoptera; Nitidulidae.
GUUGACGUCCGUCAAAAUGUAUAACCUUACUUUAUUUGUUAUGUUUUUUCCUUAAAUAAACAUGGAUUUAUGGAACGUUAGAGACUUGCCAGCACCGCCAGUUAAUAGUGCAAAAUAUUUACUGAAAAGCAUAGAUGUUGAUAGGUUAAAGAAAACUUUUACAGAAGCACGCGAUUUCUUUUUAUCAUGCAACCAUUUGUACACAGAAGCAGUUUUACUUUCGACGUUCGCAUACAGGAUGAAGCUAAAAUUCCGAACCAACAAAGAUUUCAAGCAAUUGGAAAAAAUAAACAAAGCUCUACGAGUGUACUUUAAAAUGGAUAUUUGCAAAAUAUUAAAUGAUUUUUAUCAUUUGCGCUUUUCAUGUGAAGAAAAAAUGGUUUAUUUACCAACAAAAGACAUGUUGGAUUUUGUUUUGGUUAGAAUACAGGGUCUUGCAAAGUUAUUGGUAAGAAUUGUAGAAACUUCAAAAAUAGCUGCAGAAUAUAUGCAAAUGAAAUUACAAAUUGGACACUUUUGGCAACAAAAUUUAUUGGUUUUCUGCAUGGUAUCAAGAAUAUAUGUUAUAACAAGACAUAUAGUAAAAUUUACAUGUUCGAUGUAUGAUAGGAUUCUACCAUUCAGAAAUAAUUUAAUUAAUGUAAAUAUUAAUUGUAGUUUCUUACCAGAGAACUAUAAUUUACCAAAAGACCUACGUCAUUGGUUAGACGUAGAUUGGAUAGAUGAAGAUAUUCAGUACAUAGAAAUAGACGAAAGUGAACCCGUAAAUAUACCAUUCUUUAACUUGGCUGAUUCUGACGAUGAAGUAGAAUUCUGUGAUGAAUAUAUUGAUAUUGAUAAUGAAAAAAUUACAUUUACUAGUUUAUUUAAAAGGGUUAAAAAAACACUAACCCCGAGUAGUUUGAGGGGAUUUAACGAAGAUGACAUUGGGGAUAUUAUAAAUUUAGAAAAUGAUGAAAUUGUUGACAAUGAUAUUUUGGAGGUUAGAAGUUUGAGUCCUGAAAACUUAACUUUAGAUGUUCCCGUAACUUUAAAUGAAAAUAUUAAAAAAAGGUUAGGAAGUUGCCCAACUUUAACAACUUCAUCCAUAAAUGUUGAUGAUGUUGAUAUUGGAGAAGAAAUUCCUUCAAGUCCAGAGCCUAGCACAAGUAAAACACCAGAUAAAAAUAAAGGAAAAAUUCCUAAGAUUUCAAAACCAACUAGUGAAAAACAAAAUAAAAAUAAAUCAAAAAUAUUACCAAAUACUGGUGAAAUAGUUGUAAUUCCUGAUACGCCAGGUAAAAAAAAGAGAAAGCGAAACAAGAAAAAACUUACUAAUAAUCAAGAAAAUAUACCCAAAAAUUUAGAAAAAAAAGAAUCUACUCUAGCAGAAACAAUAUUAAAUUUGACUGCAAAUAUUGGUGAAAUAAUUGAGAUUCCUGACACCCUCAGAAAAAAAGCUAAAAACAAGAAAAAACUUACUAAUAAUCAAGAAAAUAUACCAAUAAAACCUGUUAAAAUGAAUGUAGAAUCCUCUUUAGAAGAAGUAUUAAAUUUGGCUGCAAAUAUUGGUGAAAUAAUUGACAUUCCUGACACCCUUACUAAAAAAGCAAAAAAGAGAAAGAGAAACAAAAAAAAACUUACUAAAAAUCAAGAAAGUAUACCCAAAAACCUAGAAAAAAAAGAAUCUACUCUAGCAGAAACAAUAUUAAAUUUGACUGCAAAUAUUGGUGAUAUAAUUGAGAUUCCUGACACCCUCAGAAAAAAAGCUAAAAACAAGAAAAAACUUACUAAUAAUCAAGAAAAUAUACCAAUAAAUCCUGUUAAAAUGGAUGAAGAACCCUCUUUAGAAGUAUUUAAACCACUUAACAAAAACAGAAAAGGAAAACGUAAAUUUUCCUUAGAUAGAAUACCAAAAACAAUUAAAAGACCUAGAAGAACAUGUGCUGCAGAACCAAUGGAAAUAGACAAUAUACCGAGUACAAGUACGAGUAAUUCAAAUAUAAGACCAGAACCUGAUGUAAAAAUGGAUACAGAUCCAGAAAGCUUGGAUGAGUUGACCAACAAGGCAGUUCCAAAAAACAUAAGCUCAAACAAGAAUUUGGACAUCAAAGAACCAACAAGUGAAUAUGAAUUUAUUAAUAGUAUACGUAAAGUAGCAGAAAAAAAACAAAAUAAGGAGAUCCUAAAUUGGUAUGGGUUACCAAAAUUGAUGUUUACCACAAUCAUGAGAAAUAUUUUUAAAAACCCUGGUUGGACAACCCAAUACACCCCAUAUCAACCUAAAGUCGCCCAGGGUAGAUUAGAAGGCCUUUUAAAUUAUCAAACUAUGGUAUCUCAACUUACUGGCUUGGAAGUCUCAAAUGCUUCAUUAUUAGAUAAACAUUUUUACUCAUUUACUUUAGCAGUAGCACUUAAGAAACUAUUGGGUAGCAUAAAAAUCUGCUACUGCUUAAAAAUGUACAAAAUUGCUCUACGCGCAAAACCCUUAGAGGUUAAAUUUAACGGGGUAAAAUGUAUUACGAAUUUAAGGUGUUUAAGUGCUGGGCCAGUUAAACCACUUUUUCCUCAUAAAGAUGAGUUUCCAAGCAGGCAUAUUGGACCUAGAGACAGUGAUAUUAUUACUAUGUUGGAUACACUGGGAUUUAAAAGCUUAGAUGAGUUGACAAACAAGGCAGUUCCAAAAAACAUAAGCUUAAACAAGAAUUUGGACAUAGAAGAACCAACAAGUGAAUAUGAACUUAUUAAUAGGAUACGUAAAGUAGCAGAAAAAAACAAAAUAUGGAGAUCCUACAUUGGUAUGGGUUACCAUAAUUGCUGUGUACCGCAUACAAUCAUGAGAAAUAUUUUUGAAAACCCUGGUUGGACAACCCAAUACACCCCUUAUCAACCUGAAGUCGCCCAGGGUAGAUUAGAAGGCCUCUUAAAUUAUCAAACGAUGGUCUCUGAACUUACUGGGUUGGAAGUGGCAAAUGCUUCAUUAUUAGAUGAAGGAACAGCUGCUGCCGAAGCUCUGUCGUUAUGCUUCAGACAAAAUAAGAGGAGAAAGCUUUUGGUUUCCAAAAGGUUGCAUCCACAAACCAUAUCUGUGGUACAAACUAGGUGUCAGUCUUUAGGAUUGGAGGUUCAAGUCGUUGAUAUUCUUGAAGCCGAUCUAUCCAACAGAGAUGUUGCUGGUAUAUUGUUCCAAUAUCCAGACACUGAGGGAAACGUACAGGAUUUUGAGACAUUGGCUGAGAACGCUCAUUCCCAUGGUACAUUGGUUUGUUGUGCUACUGAUUUACUUAGCUUGACUCUCUUACGGCCACCAAGCGAAUUUGGUGUGGAUAUCGCCAUAGGUACAUCUCAACGUCUGGGUGUACCUCUUGGUUAUGGUGGUCCACAUGCAGGUUUCUUUGCUUGUAACCAAUCCCUAGUAAGACUUAUGCCCGGUAGAAUGAUAGGUGUAACUCGUGAUGCAGCUGGCAGAGAUGGAUAUCGCCUUGCCUUACAAACUCGUGAACAGCAUAUAAGAAGAGAUAAAGCUACCAGUAAUAUAUGUACUGCACAAGCUUUGUUAGCUAAUAUGUCCGCCAUGUUUGCUGUGUACCAUGGACCACAAGGACUUAAAGAUAUCGCUAUGAAAGUACACAAUCUCACUUUGUGUCUUCAUCACGGUCUCAAAGAAGAUGGAAACACUCUUACAAAUGAAGUUUUCUUCGACACCUUAAGAGUACAACCCAAAAUAGACUUAGAGGAAGUUAAAACCAGAGCAGAAGAAAAACAAAUCAACUUGCGCUACUACGAUGACGGUGCUGUAGGCAUUUCACUGGACGAAACUGUCACAUUCCAAGACGUAAACGAUCUUUUCUAUAUAUUUGAAAGUUCACAUAAAAUCGAAAAUUUAGUUGACAACCCAGCAGUUAGAAGUAAAUCGAUUUAUAACAGCGAAUUUAAAAGAACUUCGCAGUUUUUAACGCAUCCAGUGUUUAAUUCUCAUCACUCUGAAACCAGAAUUGUGCGUUACAUGAAGAUUUUGGAAAACAAAGAUAUUUCUUUGGUUCACUCAAUGAUUCCUCUUGGUUCCUGCACCAUGAAACUUAAUUCAACUACUGAAAUGAUGCCAUGUUCCUUCAAACAUUUUACUGAUAUUCAUCCGUUUGCACCUUUAGAUCAAACUUUAGGUUACCACCAAUUAUUUGCGGAGUUGGAAAAAGAUCUAUGCGCUAUAACAGGUUACGAUAAAAUCAGUUUCCAACCUAAUAGUGGCGCCCAGGGUGAAUACGCUGGGUUGAGAGCCAUACAAUGUUACCAUGAAGCCAAAGGCGAUAAACAUAGAGACGUUUGUCUUAUACCCGUAAGUGCGCAUGGUACUAACCCAGCCAGUGCCCAAAUGGCUGGUAUGAGAGUUGAACCUGUAAGAGUUAAACAAAACGGUACCAUAGAUGUGGAGGACUUAAAAGAGAAAGCUGAGAAGUUCAGAAACAGAUUGUCUUGUUUCAUGAUUACCUAUCCAUCUACGAAUGGUGUUUUUGAGGAUACUGUGGCUGAAGUAUGUGAAAUAAUCCACAAAAAUGGCGGCCAAGUUUAUCUGGACGGUGCCAAUAUGAAUGCACAGGUAGGCUUAUGCAGACCUGGUGAUUACGGUAGCGAUGUAUCCCACUUGAACCUCCACAAAACCUUCUGUAUACCACAUGGAGGCGGUGGUCCUGGUAUGGGACCCAUUGGUGUUAAAUCUCAUCUAGCUCCCUUCUUACCUGGUCACCCUGUAGUUAACCCAUUGGGCAAUAACUCAACAUCCUUUGAAGUCGUAAGUGCAGCUCCAUUCGGUUCCAGUGCUAUUCUACCCAUAUCCUGGGCUUACAUCAAAAUGAUGGGACCAAGAGGUUUAAGAAAAGCCACUCAAGUCGCCAUAUUAAACGCAAACUACAUGUCUAAAGUAUUGGAACCGUACUACAUAACUCUGUUCAAGAGCGCGUCAUCAAAUUUGGUAGCUCACGAGUUUAUAAUUGACACACGUGAAUUUAAGAAAACAGCGAAUAUUGAAGCCGCGGAUAUUGCUAAACGUUUAAUGGAUUAUGGUUUCCACGCCCCCACGAUGUCCUGGCCUGUAGCUGGCACACUUAUGAUUGAACCUACUGAAUCUGAGGAUAAGCAAGAGUUGGAUAGAUUCUGCGAUGCUCUUAUCCACAUCAGACAAGAAAUUAAGGACAUCGAAGACGGUAACAUGGAUAUAAGAGUAAACCCACUUAAAAUGGCACCCCAUACGCAAGAGCAAGUUAUUAGUAGUUCAUGGGAGAGACCGUACACCAGAGAACAAGCUGCUUUCCCAGCUCCAUUUGUAAGACCUGAAAUUAAAGUGUGGCCCACUGUAGCCAGAAUCGAUGACAUCUACGGCGACAAGCAUUUGGUGUGCACUUGUCCCCCAAUUUUGCCUGAAUAUAAUUAUUAAGUAUUUAUUUUUUCACUGUAUUAUUCUUCAUCAUAAACAACACGUGUUUCCAUAUAAUAAUAAUAAUAAUAAUAAAG